AUGUCCUUCAUCAAGGCUGCUGGCAAUGCUCGUCAACUCUCGGUCAUCGAGAGCGCGUACUCGCAAGAGCUCGACAGUACCACCAUGCACGACAGCAGCGAAGACUCUACCGAACAGAAGGAUUUCGCAGUCCCCGACAUCUCCUUCGCUGCUUCAUCCUCUGUUCUCGGUGGUACUCAGGAUCCGAGUCAAAUCUCCAGCCUCACCCUCAACCUGUUAUCCACUGACGACUUACACCAUCAAAGGCAGGCGAGUAAAGAUAUCGAGAAGGGUGAUGCCGCCACCCUAUCCUCCGAUGAAUCGGGACCACAAGUGGCGGAGAUUGCCAACCACGACAAGCAAGAUCCUUUCGCUCAAGAAUCUGAAGGUGGCGUUCAAUACCGGACUAUGGCAUGGUGGCAAGCAAGCAUGGUCAUGAUCGCCGAAACCGUCUCCCUAGGCAUCCUCUCCCUGCCCUCCGCCCUCGCCACCCUCGGCCUGAUCCCAGGCCUGAUCCUUCUUCUCUCCCUCGGCGCUCUGUCCACCUACACGGGCCUCGUGAUUGGGCAGUUCAAACUCCGCCACCCACACAUCCACUCCAUGGCCGACGCCGGCAUGGUCCUCUUCGGCCGCAUCGGCGGCGAGAUCAUCGGCGUUGGCCAGCUCCUCUUCUUUGUCUUCAUCAUGGGCUCUCACAUUUUGACGUUCAGCAUCAUGAUGAACGCCAUCACCAGCCACGCCGCCUGUACCAUCGUCUUCAUGCUCGUGGGGAUGGCCCUCAGCUUCCUCCUCACCAUCCCUCGCACGCUCAAGAACCUCAGCUGGUGGUCCAUCACCUCGUUCAUCUCCAUCAUCGCCGCCGUCACCAUCACCAUGGCCAGCAUCUCCAUCUCCCGUCCCCGAAUAGGCAAGGUAGAUCUCUGGCCCAACGCGGAUGUCGCGUUCCACCAGGCCUUCCUCGCCGUGGCGAACAUUAUCUUCGCUUAUGCCGGGCAUGUCGCCUUCUUCACCUUUAUUAGUGAGUUGCGCAAACCAGAGGACUUCCCCAAAGCUCUCUGUCUGCUUCAGGGCUGUGAUGUCGCCAUGUACGUCAUCACCGCGGUGGUGAUUUACCAUUUUGCCGGUGAUCAGGUCAAAUCCCCCGCGCUUGACUCGGCAGGGCCCUUGGUCAGAAAAGUGGCCUACGGAGUGGCUAUCCCGACGAUCGUUGUGGCGGGCGUGGUCAACGGACAUGUCGCGGUCAAAUAUCUGUAUGUGCGCCUCUUUCGCAAUAGUGGCCAGGACGGUGCUAAGGGCGGUAACAUCAUGUACCAGACCACAUUUAAGGCGAGGGGCAUCUGGGUGGCUAUCAAUGCCGUCCUCUGGGUUGUCGCCUGGGUGAUUGCCGAGGGGGUACCGGUCUUUAAUGAUCUGCUUGGUUUGACGAGCGCAUUGUUUGCGAGUUGGUUCACCUUUGGGUUGAGUGGGUUGUUUUGGUUCAGUCUGAAUCGUGGUCGGUGGUGGUGCUGGAAGCAUUGGAGGAUGGCGCUUGGGAGUGUGGUUGCGGCUUUGUGUUUCCUGAUUGGCCUGUUGAUCUGCGUCAUCGGUCUCUACGCAUCGAGCAUGUCGAUCCGCGCGAACAGCCAACGCAAGAUGGCGGGAGGCAGUUUCUCGUGCGCGGACAAUUCUGGAGCGAAGAUAGUGGGCGAUCUGGGUGGUGGGAAGGUGGUGGAGGGGAGAGCAUUGGCCUUGUGUUCGAUCUAA
This is a messenger RNA of Endocarpon pusillum Z07020, 1722 nucleotides long. RefSeq lists its product as uncharacterized. The transcript has 3 exons. Gene Ontology annotation, molecular function: amino acid transmembrane transporter activity. The record is from RefSeq and is a predicted model, not a curated record. Gene Ontology annotation, cellular component: vacuolar membrane. The coding region runs from base 1 to 1722 and encodes 573 amino acids. NCBI's taxonomy places the organism in Eukaryota, Fungi, Ascomycota, Eurotiomycetes, Verrucariales, Verrucariaceae. Gene Ontology annotation, biological process: amino acid transmembrane transport.